AUGCGACUAGAAUUUGAUGAUUGGAAGGAGUGCACUGUUAUGCAGACAAGUGGUAGAUGUUGAUAAGCUAGUGCACAGGUCAACGCGUAAACCAGGAAAAAGUUAAUUGCGCGAUUAUCUUUCUUAGUGGUUUAGGUGUUGACCUGUGCACGGCUCAUCAGAUAGUAUCGUAUUGAUCUCAACAUUCUAAUUUCCAACUGUCUGUCUCUCCUUGUAUCUCUCAGUUUUCUCAGGCACUUUUCUGAAGCUUCGCACGUUAUUGAUUUGUGUGCUCGUUUUGAUCAUUUCAGGGGUCGCUCUAACCUCAUACUAGUCGCCGUCUAGUCCUCUCAUCCUUAAAUGGAUGACUGGAAAGGAUCGUGGAGAGUUUACACCCCAUGACUGUGCACACUACUACCUCUUCUAGUACUUCGAAGUUGAUAGGUCUACCUCUGCCAUAAGUACGUACAGCUGCACUUUCUCUCUUAUACCCCACCACGGCUGCAUAGUAUACUGCAAACAUUUAUUUUAGUGGAUCAAGAAGUAUGUUGAGAAGUAGGUAGAAAUGCGUCUAAUGGAGGCAGCUGGCUAGAUCCCAACGAUGAGACAGGCGGAGGAGACGAAGGACCGGCCGCGGGGGAAGACUUAAGGCGGGUUUCCAAAUGUUGCAAGGUAUUGAAUUAUUCUAUUAUCGAAGUAUAAAUAUAGUUACAUUAAUAAUUUAAGGUAAUGAAUUAUUUUUAUGUAUGGAGGUUCCUUCUAGUAAUAUUUGGUAACCUGAAUUCGAUUUCGAAUUCGAUCACAAGGAUUCCCUUCUUGUUUUCCUCAUGAUCAAAAUCAGGUUACCAAAUACCAGCGCCAUUCAUUUUAGUAUAGAUUGUUCCAAGCUGCAUUCUGCAUGUCGUGGGCCCACCUCCUACUUUUCUUUGUUUUCAUUCAAGUGAACAAAAUUGGGUCCGUCAACGUCAAGCAUGUUGCAAUGCUUCUUCUACUGAACAAGAAGGGAUGAAUCCUCGUACUAAUGUAUGGUUCUGGUAUUUGGUAACCUGAAUUCGAUCCUAAGGGUUCUCAGAGACCGACCUCUUCUAAGCGAGCAGUCGUCCUUCACACAAACCGCGUCGUCCAUGUCAACCUUCACGCAACGAACAUCAAGACGACAAAGCAAAAUUAGGAAGAGACGACAUUCCGCUGAAGAACAAGAAGGCGGAGAGCAGACCAUGGAAGCUCAUAGAUUAUGAGUCAUGUUUUUCCCCCAUUAAACAGACCAUCUACAACUACAACAUCUACUCGAAUAAAAGUAAAAAUAAGCGAGUUAACAACUACAUCUAAGUACAACUACAUCUACUUGUUACUCGAAUAAAUAAGAACUUAAAAUGAAUAAGCGAGCAGUAGCUAACUGAAGUGACCGAGUAUCUGAGAAGGUUACACUCUGGGAUACUCGCUUACUUUAGUUUUUCGAUGCUAUCUCUUGAUUUCCCCUUAAUAAAACAAAUUGUGUAGAUAUGGAGAGAUGUUGAUCAUGGCGUGUUCACGUCGACUUGUCAGAAGGGACCACGAUGGUCUGUCCUCGCUCUCUCUCUCUCUCUUCUAGAGGGGACGAGAAUGAAAAAACGCGAUUCUACUUUCAUAUAAGUGCGGCAAUCCUACUGAAGCCCAAGUUACUAGUAAAAAAUACCGAAGAGGAGAUGAUGGGCCUAGCGAAUACGAAGCAGGCAGGAUGACUAGGGAAGAUGAAGAUAAACCAGAGCACAAAUUGCAUGGUGGUGUCAAGAUUUAAGGCCGCUGCGACUAUCUAGUUCUUCUUGUGAGUGUCUACAUACUAAGUAACUACGAUUGAGGCUCCGUCGGCUGAAGGUGUUUCUGUUACCGUUCGCUUCGUCUUGCCUUGCUGUGGACUUGGACUAGUAGCGGCUUACUAAGUAUGAGCCUAGAGUAGAUGCAGAUCACUAUGAAUGUAUUCGUAUUGGACUUAUUACGAAGUCCUCUAUCUUGGACCACUAGUAGACCAUGUGAGUGAAGGCGAGCGCGCGCAGGCAUGAGGAAGAUCAUCUAUUAGUAUCAACUCCCCUAGACCAUCUUCACUAAUACUACCCAGCAACAUACUACUUAAUAUAGUCAGUUCUUUGCUCCUAACUAUCUUGAGUAAGUCGUGUAAGAGGAGCAUGGAGAUCGAUCCCCUUGUCGUGAAGGUUGAAGAAACCACGAGGGACGAGACCAAGGACAUAAUCACUGAUGGAGCAGCGAAAGAGCCCUUCUCUCGUGCUUGUUUGUAGUUCGCUUGCUUCUUCUCUAAAAAGCGGCGUUCGUGGUAGGCUACGACGAUUAAGGCUCGAAGACGCAUAGCUAUUCUUGCGUGAGAUAGUCAUAGGUAUCAACAUUCGGACACGGAGGACACAGUACUGACAGUAUAGUUCUUUUGCACUAUAACCAAUACAACAUUGUACCCCCUCCCCCCACAAUUAUAGGUAGCCCCUUUACCUCGAGAGUGCGAACGUUAGUCAAUCACUCAGUCAAUCAGUGAAUCAAUGAAUCCUAAGCAAUAGAGUAGAGACGCCUAAUGAUGUGAAUCGGGAUACCUACUCCCGGUGAUUACUGGGUCUCCGAAAUGGGAACAUUUCCCUUACGCCGUUCGAGACACCAAAAUUAAGACGAAAAAGAGUCAGAUGUGUAGAUGUAGUUUUGAUUAAAACGAAAAAGGGUCAGAUGCGUAGUAGACGGAGUUUGAAUUUAGCGAACUCAGCAGGUUCUCUACAUUUGGCUCCCUCCAGGCAUAGAGUGGCAGCGGCCUCAAGCUCGUCGCACUUCUCAGCUCCUUUCUCACGCUACAGCUACUGCCAUGACCUUCUUCGUCACAUCAUCUGAAGCCACCUUCUACUAAUCAUAACUCUUCUAACUCUCUAGGUUAGACCAACUCUGCUUGAUCAGCAUUCUUCUUCUUAUAUUUACAAUGCUUACAACGAUAUUCGCAUUGGUGGCCUCUUUCAUGCCCCAUGAUUGCGCACGCUACUCCUCCUCCUCCUCCUCCUCCUCCUCCUCUUCCUGCUCUUCCUGCUUUUCUUCCUCCUCCUCCUCUUACUUCUCUUACUCCUCCUACUCCUCCUACUCCUCCUACUCCUCCUACUCCUCUUACCCCUCCUACUCCUCCUACUCCUCCUGCUCUUCCUGCUCUUCCUACCCUUACGACCCCUCCUACUCCUCCUCUUCCUGCUCUUCUUCCUCCUCCUCUUACUUCUCUUACUCCUCCUACUCCUCCUACUCCUCCUGCUCUUCCUACCCUACUUACUACCCCUCCUACUCCUCCUCUCGCUGCUCUUCUUCCUCCUCCUCUUGCUUCUCUUACUCCUCCUACUCCUCCUGCCCUUUCUACUUUUCCUACUCCUCCCUCCUACUCCUCUUCCUACGCUUCCUACUUUUCCGACCCCUACUACUCAUACCUCCUACCCCUCCUGCUACGCCUAUGCUCACAAUGAUACUCCUACUUCAACUAUGCUCACAACGAUGCUACGAAGUCGCGACCCUUCUUCUAAUUCCUACAAUGCUUACGAUGGUACUAUCCCAGCGGACAAAUCAUACUUUAAAGAGCUGAUGAAUGAAAACUUCGCGAAGCACCACAAGAGGAACUGGAACUGGUUCAUGUACUUUAUGAAGGGGUGUUGCUUGCGCUUGGGUAGAUUAAUUGUGUUGCAGCUUAUUAUGAUUCGUUAAGAUCUAAUAAUUAUCUUGCUUAGUAUUUAAUUGGUGACUGGUUAAGAUUAUUCAGUGACUUACUUAAAUUUUUGAGAUGAAAGAGAAUGAUAAUGACUUCCCAGGAGGAGCAAGAUGAACUUUCUUAUUAUAGUAAUCGAAGAUGACUUAAAAUAAGCGAGUAGCUGCCUGUGCCUGAAAUUAAAGAGUCGCUACGUUCUUCCUCUUUCGUCAGUAUCUCGGCUAUUCAAAGUCCAGUAGCAACUUGCUUAUUUCAGUUUUACUUCGAAUACCUACGUAGGAGUAGGACAAAAAAGCACUGGCUCUCGUUCAAGCUAAGUAGGACGAAAAAGCACUCACUUGAUGUGAAGAACUUGUAGGGUGGAUCAUGAAUGUGUUAUUUACUGCUACUACUAGUAAGAAGAAGUGUCAACAUCAUGUUGACUCUCAAUUACUAUUUCGGUAUGAUCUUCGUUCAUGUUGUUCUACGUGGUGCCGAUAACUCUGCUCACCAUUAGCUGCAGUAUUUGCUGCUGCUGUUGUUAAGGCUAAAAAUUGUACUAGUAAGCGCAAUACUAGGGUGCUCGAACCUCUAGUCAGGCACGUCAGUCAAUCUACUCCCAUAUUGCAUACAGGAUCGAGAAGGGUAACAGGCACAGGAGGGGAACAACUUUGUAUUAUCAAUCUUUGCAUGUGCGUGUCUUGUUGAUUUACUUUUAUGCUUAGUUGUUCGUUGGGGUUCGUCUUGUUAAGCAUGAUACCACCAGGCUCUCAGAACUAGUACAACUUGAUGCGCACUAUUGUAUCUAUAUUAAUACACCUUCAUUUCAAAGAGAAUGAGCAUAAAGGUCCAAGGUCAUGCUGCUCCAAAACCAGAAGCAUAGCGCAGGAACUAGACUAAAACUAAUAAUGUACUAUUCGUGGAUAAAGAUAGAUCUAUCUCUAAUAGUGCUGCUGUCGGAUCUGCAGUCCCAGCAAACAAGCAUCAAAGUUUCCAGAGCCACUCAAGAGAGACAGCGUUGCACCAGCGGCCGCUGAUCCCCGGAUAGAGCAACUCAUGAAGUUGGAGGCUCAGCGUGAAGCAAGGUUAUGGCUCUGUAGACGUAGGAGAACGAGAACGACUCUAGAUGUAGAACGCGUAACGUUCUUGGUCUGGAGAUCUGGAGAUCACCCUCGUCUUCAGUUACUCGCGUAUUUCAGUUUUUUCGAAUAGAACACCUGUUCUAGGUGCAAAAACAGAAACACGUACUAGAUCUAGAUUUUGGCUCUGAUUAUAGGUCGCUAGAAGUCCUCAUACUCUAUGUACGAUCAUUAAGUGCGCCCCUCGUAUUAAUAAGCUGUGGAGCUUAAUAUUAAGUAUUCAAGAACGCACUAUUUAGUAGUUCGUAACUGGCGAGUAAGUGUAAGUCUAAGUACUUACAUGAGUGACCACCUUGACCUUAUUAAAUCAGCCUGUAGUUGUAUUUACUACACCGUGCUUGCUGUCUAAUUCGAGAAGCAGAAGAGCGGAAAGAAAGACAAGAAGCAGCAGAGCGAUUGGAAAGACUCGAGGCAGAGAGGCUAGCACUCGAGAGGGAACGUAAAGAGCAAGCACAACUUCAACUUCUUACGUCGUUGGCACAUAUUUUUAGCUUUGUCGUUUUCAGCCACCUGAGACCGACGAGUAGAAGGGCCUUGCAGGUGCUCUUUCUACUCGUUCGAAGACUCUAGUAAAAAGAGAAAGAGUAACUACUUACCCUUUUUCAUCUUUGAAGGGAGCAAGAGAGCAGUAGACAAGAUGUAGCAAAAUGGAAACCGAGAACUGGAAAGGAGUAGCAGUAGACGUCUUUUCCUCAGUGAGUUGUAAAGAUAGGUGUCGUCUGUCGUGGUCUUCUUCUUACAGUAUAGAAGGAAAGAGGACUUGUUUGAUGAUCCUGGUGUAUCGCUCUAAACCAGAACAGCCAUUAGGUCAGCCGGACGUGAAUGUGAACAUCGAUUGGUCAACAUUCAAAGGCACGAAAGUUAAGACGUGGUUCUACUUGAAGAUUGUUACGUUUUUUUUUACCCUGUCGUACGUAGUCGUGCUGGUCCGUCCUAGUCCUUGAUGUACUGCUGGGAUAUUAAAUAUAUCCGCUCGCUUCUUGCGAACUCACAAAAGAAGACUCCUGAGAUGAUGAAAUAAUAACCAAAGACAGAGGAGAAUGAACGACGAUUAAGCCCCCUCAAUUUCUCUAAGUUUCGCGACGAUUGGUGGAACCAGGAUGGAGGGAAGGGAGGCGAGUGGGGCAAGGGAGAUCUUAAGGCUUGUUCUUGUUGUGCUUCCAUCAUUAUUUAUUGUUCAUGGUGCCUAUGUUGUUGUUGAUGGUCCCUAUGUUGUUGUUGAUCUUCUGAUAGUAGAUUCAUUGAUGGGAUGCAAUGGUCGUAAUCUACCUCUAGAUGUUGUUUAGCUCUAGUACGUGCUUUUGCUUUUGCACUGGUCUGCUCUCCGCUUCAAAGCUUAUAAUGUUCGUUGCAUCUUCAUCUUCUUAGUCACUUUCACUGCAUGUGCAUCGUCGAUCUACUUUGAAAAACUUAACGAAGAGCAUGGGAAAUAAACUAAAUGUUAAAGUUAUUUGACUGGUGACAUUGUCAUUGGCUCCCUAUGUAUGAUAUAGAUACUCUUCGACUGCAAGGACUUCGAGUAAGGUCAAGCAGUCCAUGAGGUAUCUAGCUCUAGGAUAACUUCAAGGACCUCCAGUAAGAGGAAGCAGUUGAUGAGAGAUGAAUGAGACCAGUCUAAUGAUACAGGUCAGUGGGGAGGGCAAGAAGGGCAGUGGGGCCGAGAUGGCGCGUGGGGCCAAGAUGGCGAGUGGGGCCAAGAAUGGGAUGGAGUGUGGGGUCAGGAAGCUAAAGGUUAAGACGAACUGGAAGACUUGUAGAUCUUGUUGUUACACUGAUAGUGCUCGAGUUGUACUUAAAAUGAAUACAAUUCAGACCGAAGAUGUAUAGACGCCAAUUCAGACCGAAGAUGUAUAGAUGUAGUUAGAAUAACAGCAUACUUUUCGUGGAAGUAUGUACUUCUAACAUAAAGACGACCAGCAGUGGUGGGGAAAAGGCGGAGAAGGGGAUUGGGGUAAAGGCAACUGGGAUCCGAACAUUCAUAUUCAUCUACCAUUAAGGCAGCUGCAAAGAGUAAAGACGUGGCAAUUUUUAAUAGUACACUAAUCUGUGAUGUGGGUGUUGAGAAAUUUGCUUGUUUUUUGAAACAACAUAAAAGUGCACACUUGAAGAUGUUUAGUUGUAGUCUUCCCACGACAGUGAGUAAAUUGUUGAGCAUUUUAUUCCCCAUCCCCAGCAGUGUCACUGACAGCACUUUCGGACCCUCCCCACCCUGCUGAGCCAGCACUAAGACCGGAGCAACAACAACAAGUACAGCCGCAGGGUGAGCCUAUAGAAAAGAAAAAGAAAGAGAAAAAGCCGAAGAAGGAAAAAAAGCCAAAAGCUUACGGCCUCUACUACUGGUGCUUGCGUAUGCGUACAGUACGGGUUUUUCUACAACAUAUAAUUUGUUGCACGAAAGAUCAUGAACAUGAUGAAGAUGCAUGAUUCUUCUUGACGGUUAAAAACAAGACUAACAGAAGAAUUACCAGGUCUUACACUAGUUACGUAUGAAAAUUACUUGUACAACAUGAUCGACUGACCAUUUCUUGGCUAAAAACAAUAGUGUUAGAUUCCAACUAGGUCUCAUACGCAUGCGGAGUAGGAGAACUCUCUAAGUAAGGCCCAGGGGGAAGAAAAAAAGCAGACAGAUCCAAGUUGUGCUUCCACCCGGCUAUGGAAAACUGGUACUUUAACUCUUUUUUUUACAUCCGUACGCGUUAGCGUUUCUUCGUUUUUUCUACUCGCUGAACACUACUUUUGUCCGGAUGAUGCUUCGUCUUACUCACACUACCAGUUGUAGUACCACAGGAUUAAAUGUCGAAGAAAAUACACAAGAACCCCGUUAGUCUUAUUCAGGACGUUGAAGAAGAUUACUCUUACUCACAACAGGAUGAUGACGAGGGUACUAGGAAACGGAGUCAGUCUGCCAAAUCCGCUAAGGAGAAGGUGAAGAAAGAGCCGAAACGGUCGGUCAGCGUUACUACAAAGAAGACGAGGAGAGUUAUACCGAAAGUUAUGAAGAAGAAGAGAGCACACUCACAGUACUAUUAGAAUUUGACACACAGUUCUUGCAACUCCCUGUUUUCCCCCGCCAUUAGGCUAAGAAGUACUAAAUGGGAACGCAUCCUCGUAUUUUAUUUGAGUUAGAAUUUUUAGAAGGAACGCGUUCCUUUUAGAGCAUUAUAAGUAGUUAUGAUUUUUAUUGUUUGAUUACGGAUGCGCCAUUCACUUUGUAAGUAGUAGCUAUUCUGACUUUUACUGUGUAUGUUGUCGAUAGGCUCCCGAGUGAAGAUUCUCUUGCCUCGCUGCUGUUUGAUCUGGUGUUUCUCGUGGUUUUGUAAUCUCGGUCAUCCUUCUUGUAUCUGUAUUUUGCUCUGGUCUUUUCGUUUUAUUUAUUCGUGGUGUUCCCUAUUUAAGUAGCUGAGAUAAUUGUUUGAUUUCUCUGCUAUAAGACUGGAGAUUUUUUCACACGACAAGCUUGGGAUGUCACUGCGGGUGAGCUAGCACCCCUGAGCCGCAGUGGCUCACCGUGCCCUUGCGUGUGCGAGCACUCACUUUCCGUUGGUUCUUCGUUUAGCCUUUUCUCUUUCCUUCUUGCCUACUUGCGUUUCUUUGCGUUUUCCCGUCAGUGAGAAAUCUCCUUACUAGCUAUCUUAACUUUCUUAAGUUAGGUUUAUACCCCACCCUCCCCGUCCUUGGUCGCUGACCUUUGGAUUUCCUUUUUAGUUGAUCUUAUUAUUCUUCAUGAAGGCUAUUAUACGUUCCAUUUCCUUCCUCUAUUCCACACAAGCACAAGAUAAUAUCACAGGAUUCUUCUGAAGAUCAACUUCUACUAAAAGGGUAUCAACAGAUCUUCUGUGUGAUAAAAAUAAGUGAUUGAAAGCGGGAGUUCCUCGUUCUUGUCAGAGUUUACGAAUUGGGAACGUGAGCCUUCGUGCUUUUGAUUUUCCCACCCUCCCUUCCCUUGUCUGCAUAGAAUGUAAAGUGGCUCGGGGGCUUAGAUCUAGUGUAAAGCAUAUAUUAGAUGGCCAUCUUAUGACGGCCUCUGAGCCAUUCCGACUGAGUGAGCGGAUUUUUAUGACAAACGCAAGAUGAAGAUGAACCGCUCUGACGGUACAGGUCACCCUGUGGGCGCCGGCGAGUUGAUUCCUAUCCCAACCUAGUGUCCUAUCCUAUCCUAUCCUAUCCUGGGAUAGUUCUAAAACCUGCGACAAAAGUAGCAAGAGAGGACGCAGCGCCAGUAAGGGUGACGCGAGUAGUCGCAGCGUUUCCGGAAAAUCAGCUGGAAGCAACAAAAGCGGUAUGGCUCCUCCUUAUAGUCACAGUCUCAUGGUCACCUCAAGUAAGUAUGAUUGUAGUUGUAACCAUUCCUGUUCUAAGAUCCGAGGAGGUUUUGGCAAAUCGUUUGCGUUUGCGAAACAGAGUGGUGCUCUUGGAGCUGGUGGUGGCUUCGGUUUUGGUGGUUCCAAGAAGCCUGGCUUUGGAAGAGGGGCAAAAGCUUAUGAGGGGGGAAGCGGUUGUCUUGUCUUCUUGUAUUCUGUACUACGAGUAUGAGUACCACUAUAUGAAUAUUAUUAUUUCUUCUCUACAUCUUAUAUUCUACUUGUAUUUCUUAUAUUCUGUGCUGGAACUGUUUUGUCCUACCAUUAAGCUAGUAGCACCAAAUGUUGGGACACCAUGAUGAUGACGAGGUUGAGUACCACGACUAUAGGACUGGUUCCGGUAUUUAGUAACCUGAAUUUGAUCACACUGAUUGUGAUUCUCUUCUCGUUUUCCCUUAUGAUCCAAAUCAGGCUAUACCAAAUACCGGAGCCGUUCUUCACUAUAAUUAUAGAUGGCUCAUAUGAUCAUGUUGAACCGUGACAGGGACACAAUAAGCAUGACGAUGACGUGGGGUUGUAAUGAAUUACUCGAAAACUGAAAAUAACCGAGUAAGUGACUGAAAUAAGGGAGGUAAGUAGGUUUGACAGGGCUACUCUUCCUUAUUCAGGCUCAACUGUGCUUAUUUCAAGUAGUUACUCGGUUAUUUCAGUUUUUCGAAUAGAGUCUCAUCAUCUACUAGGAGGCCUACUAGGCAUGGACCACUUGGAUCAUGAUAUUGAUCUUCGAAAAAGAACGACAACCUGCCAUCGUUCGGACUACUGCCAGAGUAACUACUCGAAAACUGAAAAUAACCGAGUUACUGACUGAAAUAAGGGAGGUAGCUUUGACAGGGCUACUCUUCCUUCUCAUCAGUAUCUCGCUUAUUUUCAGUAGUUACUCGCUUAUUUCAGUUUUUCGAAUACCUAAAAUAUUAAGGGAGCCAGUACUGAAAGAAGAGGCAUGUAGUCACACUCAGUUAAAAAUGACGUCAAAAAUAUUCUUCGAGAAAGAAUUAUUCUAAGAAUCUUCGAAAGAGGAGGACGAUGUGCCGCCAUCGUUCGGACGCUGAUGAAAAUUCGAGACCACAAGAGGAAGGGAACAAAGAUGUCAGCAACAAUCUAUCACAAGAACAAGAAGAAUUAGAAUAGUGUAGUUUUCAAUAAACAUUUCAGUAAGAAGAUUAUGGUCAAAUUCGUUUUCCGAUAUUUAUCAGGACUAGAUCAAGAACAAUGAGAAAGAAGAUUUCAAUACACGAGGACCAAAUGGACAAGAAUUUCGCACUAUUUAGUAUCUAUACAGAAGUUUAUUUCCAUUUGCAGUCUCAGUAGCAGAUCAGAAGCUGCAUAAGCAGUCGUAGGAGGUAAAAAGUACUUUUAAUAUUCAGUCACAUUUACAACGACACGAACAACAACAAUGAGGAACUACUUUGUGAAACCUGAAGAUAAGGAAAUUUAGAGUGACCAGCAUAGCGACGUUCGCGUGUGAUUAUAUUAGUACUACCAGGUAGUGUAGUAGUUUCGAUGUGCAUCACCAUCAGUCAUAAAAUGAAUUGUAAUCGUUCGAAGAAAAUGCGGUAAGGCUAACCUUGUCAACUGAACCCCUGACGACCCUUCUAUUAACCACUAUAUUGAACCCCUGACCCACAUCCACCUUCUAUCUAUCAAGGAUAUGAGGUGGAAGAAAUGGUAGGACUUCUAUUUAUAUAUUAUAGAGACAACCCGUGGUGAGGACGAGGACGACUAAGGUAUUUGAAAUUAAAUUAGAUUUUCUAUUUCUCAAGGUUAAGGUAGUAGUUCACCUUCAACACACAGAUUAUGCAGAAGCAGUCAUCAACACGAUUUGAUUGAGUCAUAAAAUGGUAAUGCAACAACAUGUCAUACCAAAAAAUGUUGAGAACCAACCACAGAAAUGUUGAGUCAUUUGAAAAGUUUGUACAUUUGUAAACAACUUUACGGAGAAUGCAUUAGAAGAU
Amoebophrya sp. A25 is the source of this 11116-nucleotide messenger RNA. NCBI's taxonomy places the organism in Eukaryota, Dinophyceae, Syndiniales, Amoebophryaceae. The record is from the annotation of a GenBank genome assembly.